Molecule: messenger RNA, 1599 nt
Organism: Fonsecaea nubica
Lineage: Eukaryota; Fungi; Ascomycota; Eurotiomycetes; Chaetothyriales; Herpotrichiellaceae
Exons: 1
Coding region: 1-1599 (532 amino acids)
Source: RefSeq, a predicted model, not a curated record
AUGACAGACUGUCUGACCAACCAUCCAAAUUGUCCCAAACCUUACGUUGGCAAUAGUAGUCAUGCGCCACGCCUCCCACGCCGACUAUUGGAGGUCACGAACGGCAAAGUAGUGCUCCGUGAAGAAAGUGUACACAAGAGAUACCCAUACGCAUGCCUGAGCCACUGUUGGGGCCCGUCCCCUCGUCGUCCGGAGAGUACUAUUCUCAAAGCAAAACGGACUACGAUAGAACAGUUCAAGGUGGAAGUGCCGUGGGCAGAACUCACUAAAACGUUUCAAGACGCCAUAGACAUCUGUCGCCGGCUACACAUCGAUUUUUUAUGGAUUGAUUCCCUCUGCAUUCUUCAAGACAGCAGUGAUGAUUGGUCUCUGAACGCCACAGAGGUCGGUUCGAUCUACGAAAACGCUCUGAUCACCAUUGCUGCUUCGAAAUCCAAGGAAGGCUGCCAAGGUUGCUACAGUCGCACUGAUGCCCGUCACCUUGCGCGUUUGCUUGAUGGGAGCAAAGAUGUCUAUGUACGCUUGAAACCCCCAAGCUACCCAGUGCACGAUUUCCACCUGGAUCUGGACAACUUCCCCCUGCUAGACCGUGCCUGGGUAUAUCAGGAGAUGCACUUGUCAGUUCGCGUGCUGCACUUUUGCUCUCAAGAAGUUAUGUGGUCGUGCCGAUGUAUGAGAAGAAGUGAAAGCGGCGUCAGUGAUGACGAUGCGACAGACCAAGUCGAGUUUCUGUCGGAUUUCCACGGCUGGGAUCCUUCAUGGAAGACUCUGGGCAAAAUAGGACAGGAAGACCCGAGAACAUUGUGGUAUCGCACCGUGGAAGAGUAUACCCGUCUCCAUAUUUCCUAUCCAAGUGACAUCUUCCCAGCGCUGGCUGCCUUGACUCAAAGAAUGUACAGGCUAAGACCUCGUGAUGCGUUUCUAGCAGGACUCUGGAAAUCUACUCUCCUCCUUGAUCUAAUGUGGCGGACUCCAGUGGGGCCACAGUCGGCAAGACCAGCCAUUUGGAGAGCUCCGAGUUGGUCGUGGGCGUCUGUCCAAGUCCAGGUAGCCUGGGAUCUGAGGAUAGGGUCCGUUUUUGGAGUGGUGGAACUAUUGGGCAUCCACUGUGAUACCAAAGGCCCGCCGGAGCUGGGCAAUUUCUCCUCGAGCCAGGACGAGGUUCGAAUUACCCUUCGUGCCCCUGUCCUCAAAGCUACCUGGAAAAGGCCAUGGAUUCGGAGUCGGUGGCCAGAACUCGCAAGGACCGCAGGGAUGAAAGAUGGCAAGAUGGAUGUGAAUCGAUACUAUCCGGACUACGACUACGACUUGCCGGGAGAGCACCAUGUACCAUGGGAUUCCGAGGUCUUUGUCGUCCCGAUUGCGACAUCGACCUUGAUUCCUGAUGGAGACAACAGAGAUGGACCCGAUAACAACCUGCAUCUAGGGCUGGUCUUGCGAGCAAGAGAAAAACACGGCGUAUAUGAACGGAUCGGCUACGUCGAAAUCGUCGAAGACCAUGUCAUUGUGGAUUGGAGCCGUAACGGAUUCCAGUCUCGGUUUGGCCGAGUGGAUGCUAUCCUGAGAGCGAUUCCCCGGCAGGAAAUUACCAUUGUCUGA